This is a messenger RNA of Fibroporia radiculosa, 1821 nucleotides long. RefSeq lists its product as uncharacterized. The record is from RefSeq and is a predicted model, not a curated record. Lineage: Eukaryota; Fungi; Basidiomycota; Agaricomycetes; Polyporales; Fibroporiaceae. Gene Ontology annotation, cellular component: cytosol. The transcript has 6 exons. Gene Ontology annotation, molecular function: A2-type glycerophospholipase activity. Gene Ontology annotation, biological process: glycerophospholipid catabolic process. Bases 1 to 1821 code for a protein of 606 amino acids.
AUGAAGGUCUCCGCCCUUGUGCCUCUGGCAGCUCUCUGCAGCCCGCUUCUUGUCGCAUGCCAGGAAGAAGCAGCAGCGGCAUACGCACCGACUCUGGGCGCAUGUCCCGAGGGUGUGUCCUUGAUCCGAAAUGCCGGCAGUGGCUCCAGGCAGACACUCAGCGCGGACGAGUAUGUCUAUAUAUCCGGCAGGGAGGAGAAGGUGCUCCCGGACGCGUGGCGCUUCUACCUCGACACCGUCACCGAGAGCGUGCGCGAUUUAGUGGACAUGCCCGCGUAUGUCUCUGAGAUCCUAGACGGCUCAUAUGGAUAUUCGGGAUACCCGAGGUUCGGAAUCGCGACCAGUGGAGGCGGAUACCGGGCCGCUAUUUUCGGGGCGGGGGUCCUGAACGCUCUUGAUGGACGCAACACAAGCUCUCUCAAGGCUGGCACGGGCGGAUUGCUACAGUCUGCCACAUACCUUGCUGGACUGUCGGGCGGAAACUUGCUCGUCACAUCUCUCGCGCAGGCGAACUUCCCCACAUUCUCUGAUCUGAUUUUUGGGUCUUCUGAUGAGAACGUAAAUUCUUGGGGUGGAUGGAACGCAGAAAUCGAUCUACUGGAUGUGAGCACGAACGCGACUGUUGACGAGGAUUACUUGAUCCAGCUGGUCGAAGAGAUCGUCGGGAAGUACGAAAUGGGAUUCCCGGUCACUAUCUGCGACGUUUGGGCUCGGACGCUCUCUCGACAUUUCGUAAAUGGCACGAAUCUGGAGGACUUUUCCAACCCGGAUCUCACCCACGGCGCGGGCGUGACCUUCUCCUCAAUCGCCACCGUAGACUCAUUCGUGAACUACGAGCAGCCGUUCCCAAUCAUUGUCAUUGAUUCAUUAUCCCCCAAUGGAAAUGCCUCGAACAUAUUGAAUCAAUCGGGCUUGGCGGUGCCGUUGACGAAUCCUAUAUACGAGGUUAAUGCGUAUGAGAUGGGAUCCUUCGAUCCUAUGCUAUCUGCGUUCACGCCGACGAAAUAUCUUGGUUCACCUGGAAACGGCGAGUGCGCCACUGGGUUCGACCAACUAUCGUUUAUUCAAGGAUUGUCUUCCAACGAAUUUAAUCUAUACAAUACCUCGGCAUCUGCUCUGCAGGCCUCCCCAAUUGGACCAAUCCUCGAAGUGUUCGAAGCCAUCAUACCCGAAUCUGGGAUCGAUCUUACCGUAGGGCUGGUGCCGAAUCCGUUCUAUGGGCAGUCACCGGAGACGUAUAUUGACAGCAACGAAACCUUGCUUCAGCUAGUUGAUGGCGGCGAGGACGGCGAGGUGGUCCCCUUCCUGCCCUUGUUGGUCAAGGCGCGCGAGGUGGAGGUGAUCUUCGCCAUUGAUGCGGCGGCGGAUACGGAGGAAAAUUGGGCUGAUGGGAGUUCAAUUAUCUCAACGCAAGAUCGCGUCGCAUUCUUCCCGAAUUCCUACUCGUUUCCCCCGGUGCCUCCCCUUCAGGCUACCUUCCUCGCGGAAGGUCUUACCAAACGGCCGACAUUCUUUGGCUGCUCCAGCACCGUCGCUUCCGGUGAUCCGCUUGUGAUCUACCUAGCUAAUGGUGGACCGCCCCUCGGUCAGCCAGCAAUGACAAACACGUCAACGGACCAGUUUACAUACUAUGCUGAUGAGCUUGACGGCAUGCUGUCUCAGGCAUUCGACGUGGCCACUCAGGGCAUCGCGGACGGGACUAAGGAUGCAGAGUGGGCGGCAUGCUUAGCGUGUGCGGUGGUGGAUCGUGCGCGACGACGGGAGGGGAUCGCGCGCAGUGGAGUGUGCGAGAGCUGUUUGGAUAGGUAUUGCUGGGAUUAG